CAACAGCAACAGCACAGGCAACAGUAGCUGGCAAUUUAAUUACCAAAAAAAAAACCAAAACCAAAACCAAAAACUUUCAAACGCAUUCGCGUGUGCGUGUGCGGCUCGUGUGUGUGCCCGUGUGUGCGUCGUGUGAGGUGUUUCCCCCAUUUAGUGUAAACUUUUGCCAAGCGACAGCUGAGCCAGGGUCUGUGGCUGCAUCAACCUGCAUUCAGCUGCCAUUCAAAAUGAUUGAAAUUGACGAUCAAAUCAGCAAGCCACUGAACCUGGCCAACUCGGCAGUUCUGAGAGCCGUCGAAGAGGAGGAGCAGCAAGCCAAAUGCGACUUUUAUCCCCAAGAGAGACAGAGUAGGACGCGCCAGCGCGGCGAUGCGGAUGGCCUGCACCAUACGCUGCACCAGCAGCUGCUGGACCAAAUCAAGACGCACUAUCUCAGCCACCAGCAGGACAUCACCAUCGACAGGGACACGGUGCUCAAGAUCAAUCGGCUGGCCAGCAAGCGGCACAUGCUCAAGCGGGACCACAGCUGGCCGCCCACGGAGGCCGAAGCGGUGGCCAUAACCGCCAGCAGUCCGGAUCUCAGUCACAUGCCCGUGUGCGCCUCGCACAGCAUUGAGGCGCUGCGCGAGAAGUUCCAGAGUCCAACGAGGAUCAUCGAGCCCACGGCCAAGCAGGUGCGCGAGCAGCGACAGCGCGAGGGCUCCAAGGAGCGGCCCAGCACUCCACUGCGCAGCUCUGAGCUGCAGCCGGCGCAGCUCUUCCAUCAGACACCCGUGGCCAAAGGCUUCUCCGCGCCGGAGACCAAAGCAGCGGACGUGGACCUGGGCCUGGUGGCGCCCCGCUGCGAGUACUACGAGCAGUUGGCCCACAAGCGACCCACCACGCCCACAGCGCUGACGAUAACGCCCUACAGGCCGAGGGCCAAGCGGCAGGCGUACUCGCUGGAACGCGGACGCUGCCGUAAGCGGACAGUGUCCGCCGCUGGAGCAGCGCCAGAGCUGCCACCGCCCAAGCCACGCGCCAGCAACAAGGUGCCGAAGGUGCAGCGGCGAUGCGUGAAGCUGGCCACCGAGGUGAGGAUUUCGUAUGACAAUGAGGCCGACAGCGAAGAGGAGGACAGGCCCAAGGCCGCUGCCAGCAGCCAAGAGUUGGACUUGGAGGCCGUGCCACUGCCCCCGAUACCCAAAGCCAAAGCAGCGGCAGCGGCAGCUGCCGCCAAUGUGGCGGUAAUUGACAGCCUGGCAGUCAAGCGGCAGCAGCAGUUGGCUCUGGCACUGGCCAGGCAGCAGCCCACCGCUGGCACUCGCAUCAUACCAGUUCGCGUUGAGGCACAGCCGAGUGCCCAGCAGAUGUACGAGGACGCCUGCAGCUACCUGCAGCAGGACAGCCAGCAGAGCCAGCAGAGUCAGGAGAUGCAGCAGCAGCAGGCACCCACCUAUGUGAGCGCCACCAGUGGCAUCAAGCUGCUGCAGCGACAGGCACCACCGCCGCCGCCGCCGCCGCCACCUCCUCCACCACCACCAGCACCGCCCAUGGCCAUGCCCGCCAAGCUGCGGCCCAAGUCGGGCGAGGAAUCGCAGGCCAGAGCCAAGCAAGCGCGCCGCGUGGGUGGCAUCUACGGCGCGGAGUCCGCGGCGGAGCAGCAGCAUGAGGCGCACGUGGAGAUCUCCCAGCUGGAGGCCAAGUACGCGCACAUACAGCAGUCGAUAGCGGAGCAUCUGCGGCAGAUCGACACGUACAUGGAGAAUGCCAAGUUGGCGCUGCAAAGGAGUGUGCAGACAGCGCCAGACGAGGCCACACCUCCUCCUGCUGCGCCUGCUGCUGCGCCUGCAGCCUCCCAGGACUGCCUGUGGGACAUGUUCGCCGCUCGCCAGUCGCCCAUUUUGGCCGUGGAGAGUCCGCUGCAGGCCAUACUCCGGCAGAUUUACUGCCGCGCCUCGGCCCGACCCAAGGAGGAGUCCAUUGCGGAGGUGGAGGCCAACGAGGAGCUGACCGAGAAUGUGCCCAUUGUGGAGCGAGCGCUGGAGGACUUGCACAGAAUUGCGCUGGCGCUGGAGCAGCCACCAGAGGAACUGGCCGCGGAGGAUCAACAGGGGGGACUGGAGAGACUUUUGCGCUUGGAGCACAAGCUCCAGCCAGCAGCUGCAACGGAGGAUGUGGAGUAUCGACACGUGUCCGAUGUCAUAGCCAACUACGAGCAGCUGGCAACGGGCAAACAGCAGCCAGAGGCAGAGGUAGAGACAGAGACAGAGACUGCGACUCAGCGCCACAAGGAAGCGGCAGAAGAGGAGCAUCAGCAAAAGGACGAGGAACCCUGCGCCCAUGCCAGCAGCGAGCCCAACAUCUGCUGUGCCGUUUGCCAUGAGCUGCGCUACUCGCCCAACAACUGGGCAAAGCUGACCAAGGCGGACCAGUGGCGCAUCGCCAAUCUGCACAACGAGCCCAUGGAGAACUACAAGGCCACGUACGAGAUACGCAGUCCGUACAUCUCCCGCCAGAUCUCCUGGGAGGACACGCAGAGUGCGGAGGCCACCAAGCCGCCGGAGAAGCUGCAGCGGCAGCGAAGCUUUGUGGAGAUUGUGACCACGCGGACAGCAGACUCGCCACCGCCGGCACCUCCGUUGCGCUUGAAUCUACCCGCAGCGGAGAUCAGCUGGCAGCGCAGUCGCUCGCCCAGUCCGCUCUCCUCACGCAAGUAUCCCGCGCCCCUGAUCGAGGCGCCCGAGCGCGCCAGCUCGCCCUUUGGACUCAAUCCGGUGCUGAGGAUGCCCGCGGCUCCUGCAGCGUUCUCGCAUGUCCCCCAGCUGGAGGGCCACAACAUUGGGCUGCUCGUGCGCACUGCCACGGAGCCGCUGCAGCAGGCAAUGUGCGCCUCCUCCUCGCUCCUCGCACCUUCGCAGCGGGACUCCAGUGUGAAUCGCUGCUUUGACAAUGUCUCGCCAAGACCCUAUUUGGGCAUUGAAGGCUACAAGCGCGUGGCCUGGCCACCCGCCUCGGAGGAGCGCAUUGUUCGUGAGUUCACUCCGCAGCCGCAAAGCCAGAGCCCCGCGCCCGGCGCUGGCGGUUACUACGCGCAGCCAGCGGCCGCCGCAGCUGCGCCACAGCCAAGCGCUGUUCAGGCAGCUCAGGGUCCCAUUUAUAAUAACGUCCAGCCACGAUCCACUCCAGCAAGACAGCAACGAUCUACGCCCACACCGCAGGCACGUUUUACGCCAACACCUCAGCCACAAUACACUCAACCACAGGUGCAGGCGCCACAGCAGCAGCAGCAGCAGCAGUACCCAUACGCUGCUCAGGGUUCAGAACCCAGCUAUACUCCCCACGAACAGCAGCAACAGCAACAGCCCGUGCAGUACACUCAAGCGCAGUUCAAUAGGCAACCCUCAAGGGAGCCUGCGCCAGUCUCGACCGAUGCGUAUCCCAACUAUCAGUCGAACUAUCAGCAGCAGGAGCCUCAGUUGGCCGCGGACAAUGCGGGGGGUGGCUGGAAGCCCAUACGUGCGCCAUUGCCCAAGUCGCAUCAUGACUACACGCCGGCGGGAGGAGCGCCCUACCAGGGAUUUGCUCCCCAGCAGCAGCAGCGACCAGCCUAUCUACAGCAGCAGCCACAAUAUGGUAACCAGCAACAGCAGCAAGCUGCACCACAGCAGUCUGUGGCUCCACAGUGGCAACAACAGCAGCAGCCUGCACCACAGUGGCAACAGCAGCAAUACCAGGCACAGCCUCUGUCUCAGGCUCAGGCUCCCUAUCAGACGUCGCCCUACCAACAGGCAGCACCACAGCAGCAGCAGCAGCAGCAGCAGCAGCAACCAUCCUACUAUCCACAGCAAAAUGGUGGCUCGACCUAUGCUCAACCGCAGUACAAUUCUUAUUCGCAGCCCCAGCAGCAUCAACUGCCGUACUCGCAGGAUCAGACAGAUCAGCAGCAGCAGCAGCAGCAGCACCAAGUGCCCAUUGCCUAUGCUGGCCAGGAUGCGGGCUAUCGUGGCGCCAGUCCCGGGAUUAUAACCCUGAGAAAGGAAGCGCCUGUGUCGCAGCAGUCUGCGCCAGUCUACACUUCGCAGCCAGCCGCCGUCAGCUAUCAGGGAGGCAGCAAGUUGCGCGGAGAUUUGAAAUGGCCACCACCAGAGUACAAGGAAGCGGCUGCACGCGAGAACGAGGAGCGUCGCCAGUUGGCCUUGGGCCCCGUCUGCCGUCCCAGAAAAGUAAAUAGGAACAACUUUCGUCAGGACUACACAUCCUUCUUUGCCAAGCAUCAGCUGAACAACGCCUAUCCCAGCUACAAGGUGCCGCCCGGCACACAGCACAUGUUCGCCUAAGGACUAGGAUCAGCCAGCUGCAAGCACACAUAAUUCAAUGGAACCCACUUCAUAAUAUAUAAUAAUAAUAAUGAUAACGAUGCUACUAAAACGAGAACAAACUAACGAACAGAAGGGCAAGAGCCAAACUAUCUGUAGGACAUAUAAACAAUUGUUAUACUAAUCCUAAAGGAAACACUAACGACGCCAUAUAUACGCAUAUAUAACUUAUGUAACGAAACGAAAUACAAUACCACAGAGGUGAGCGCGCUGUGCCAGACAAUGGAUCCAUGCCGGCUAGAACGGAUUGGACCCAUUGUGUACGGGAAGCAGCAACCUCAACCACUGGGCAGUGGAUAACGAAAGAUGCAGCUCGUAGCCAUACUAUAUGCACAUAUUUUGGAGCAUGUGCAUAUAGCAUGGCAGCAGCUGGACACAGAUAAACUAUAUACUAAACAAUAUAUAUAGCAUUAGUUACUAAGGAUAAUUAAUUGUUACAAAACAUUGUUACAAAAAACUAGCAAAUGAAACGGAAACGAUGCGACCCAAGACGGAAAACGGAAAACGGAAACCGGAAAACAAAAUGAGAUUGCAAAACCUUGUUCUAGCGCCCUAAGGCCAUUACUAAUUAUAUUAUUCUAUUCUUAUAUAACGUGGAUGCGCACGGACAACUCACACCAAGGGAGAGCCCACUGGUGGCCCGUUCUUGGCCUGGGGCAGGCGACUCCACAACCCCCUACUAACUGUAUAUUGUAAAACGAAAGGAGAUGCCGCCCGAGGCGAAGUUCUUGGCCAAGUUCUUGGGCACUCUUGGUGGUUGCUCGUUGAGGCAUCUCAAUGUUUAUUGUUUGAGUUUGCAUGCUUUUUGCUCUAUAUAUAUUACGACCCAAAGUGGUCCGAACUGCAUAUGAAAAACCGUCAAAUAACCGUCAAAAACGCAUAGAAAGUUAUGCUACGAGAUUCAGCCAGUUCUGUGAGUCAUUAAUACGUCAAUCAGCAAAAGAAAAACAACCAACAGAACGCCACACAGUCGGUCCGCCGAAAUGUUCGAACCUCCCCACCACGCAAAGGCCGGCAAUACAGCUUGCCCCGUGCACUGGAUUGGCAGAGUGCUCUGCCCCCAACCAACGAAACAUCAGCUGAGGGCGACCCGAGAUCAAUCCACCAGCGGCAAACAGUAUGAGGAUGCCAUUGCCUGCUGCACGUGCACGGCCCGAGCUUUGUGCGCGGUCUUUGUCGCGGUGCAGGGGGACUCGAGCGGCGGACUCGCGUGGCAAAACUCAACUCUCUCAGACUUAACCAAAUUACUAAGACCAGCCAUGUCAAACACCCAACUAAACGAUGGAUGUAUAACUAAUAUGAGAAAAAUGAAAUGAAAACUAUACUAAAAUAAACGGCAAGUUUCUGAAUA
Drosophila guanche is the source of this 5709-nucleotide messenger RNA. Its product is annotated as adenylate cyclase, terminal-differentiation specific. Lineage: Eukaryota; Metazoa; Arthropoda; Insecta; Diptera; Drosophilidae. The transcript is spliced from 8 exons. Bases 228 to 4319 code for a protein of 1363 amino acids. The record is from RefSeq and is a predicted model, not a curated record.